Molecule: messenger RNA, 2790 nt
Organism: Ipomoea triloba (trilobed morning glory)
Lineage: Eukaryota; Viridiplantae; Streptophyta; Magnoliopsida; Solanales; Convolvulaceae
Product: probable linoleate 9S-lipoxygenase 5
Exons: 8
Coding region: 69-2651 (860 amino acids)
Biological process (GO): lipid oxidation
Molecular function (GO): oxidoreductase activity, acting on single donors with incorporation of molecular oxygen, incorporation of two atoms of oxygen; protein binding; metal ion binding
Source: RefSeq, a predicted model, not a curated record
CACUUCACACUCUCUCUCUCUAUCUAAAACGUAGGAACAUACUAAGUUGUUUUUCGAGAAAACUAAGGAUGAUUCUGGACAAGAUUGUGGAUGCUAUCACCGGAAAACAUGGUGCCGUCGAGGAGAAGCCGAAGAUCAAAGGAACGGUGGUGUUGAUGAAGAAGAAUGCUUUGGACCUGAAGGACAUUGGUGCUUCUGUCCUCGACACUGUCCAUGAAUUGGUCGGCCAGAAGGUCACCUUUGAACUCAUCAGUGCCGUAAAUGCUGAUCCUGAAAACGGUUUACAAGGGAAACGGGGCAAGGUGGCGUACCUUGAUAACUGGAGCAAGCCAACGCCGUUAGCGGCGGGCGAGAGCGCGUACGACGUAACAUUCGAAUGGGACGAGAGCAUCGGCGUUCCAGGGGCGUUCGUGAUCAAGAACAAUCACCACAGCGAGUUCUAUCUCAAGACCCUCACCCUGGAAGACGUCCCCAAUCACGGCCCCGUCCAGUUCGUCUGCUUUUCUUGGGUUUAUCCCGCCGGUAACUACAACUACGAGCGCGUUUUCUUCACCAACCAGGCGUACCUCCCCAGCCAGACGCCGGGGCCGCUCCUCCCGUUCAGGGAAGCGGAGCUGAAGAACUUGAGAGGAGACGGCACCGGGGAGCGCAAGGAAUGGGACAGGGUUUAUGACUAUGAUUACUACAAUGACUUGGGUGAUCCCGACAAUGACAAGCCUCGCCCCAUCCUCGGAGGAAAUUCGGAAUACCCUUAUCCUCGUCGCGGUAGAACCGGCCGGAAAAUGACAAAAACAGAUCCUCACUACGAAAGCAGACUUUCAUUCCUUGCGGGGAUAGACAUAUAUGUGCCAAGGGACGAGAAAUUCGGGCAUCUCAAAUUUUCUGAUUUUCUGGGCUACGCAUUGAAGUCCCUUGGACAGUUCAUUCUCCCAGAGCUGAUUUCCCUGUUUGAUAAAACGCCUAAUGAGUUUGAUUCAUUCGACGAUGUGAAUGCCCUCUACGAGGGAGGCCUAUCGCAUGGCCCAAUUCUUGAGCACAUCCAGAAGAACACUCCUUUGGAGAUGAUCAAAGAACUCCUCCGAAGCGAUGGCGAAAAAAUGUUCAAAUUCCCAACCCCACAAGUUAUUGCAGAGAACAAGACUGCCUGGAGAACCGACGAGGAAUUCGCCAGAGAAAUGUUGGCCGGAGUGAACCCUGUCAGCAUUAGUCGCCUCCAAAUGUUCCCACAAAAAAGCACCCUUGACCCCAAUGUCUAUGGAGACCAUACCUGCACUAUAACCAGAGAAGACAUUGCAGAUAAGUUGGAUGGACUAACUGUUGAGCAGGCCAUUGAGAGCAAGAGGUUAUUCAUCCUGGAUCACCACGACGCGAUAAUGCUAUAUGCAAGGCGGAUAAAUGACAACACGGACAGGAAAAUCUAUGCUGCAAGGACUUUGCUCUUCUUGCUCAAGGAUGGCACUUUGAGGCCGAUAGCUAUCGAGCUCAGCAGGCCCCAUCCCGAUGGCGAUAAAUUUGGUUGCAUUAGCCAAGUCUACACUCCAGCUGAAGAGGGAAUUAAGGCUACAAUCUGGCAACUGGCUAAAGCCUAUGCAGCAGUCAAUGACUCUGGAGUUCACCAACUGAUCAGCCAUUGGUUGAAUACUCAUGCUGUGAUUGAGCCAAUUAUAAUUGCAACAAAUCGGCAGCUAAGCUUUCUCCACCCGAUUUACAAGCUCCUGGACCCCCAUUUCCGUGACACAAUGCAUAUCAAUGCUUUGGGGCGACAGCUCCUCACUAGCGCUGAUGGAGUUAUUGAGCAGACAUGCCUUCCCGGAAAAUAUGCAAUGGAAAUGUCUGCUGUUGUGUAUAAGAGCUGGGUUUUCCCAGAACAUGCACUUCCUAAUGACCUCCUUAAAAGAGGAAUGGCUGUGGAGGACUCGAGUUCACCAUCCGGUGUACGCUUAGUGAUUGAAGAUUACCCAUAUGCGGUUGAUGGGCUUGAAAUAUGGACAGCAAUCAAGAGCUGGGUCUCUGACUACUGCAACUUCUACUACAAGGAUGACUCCACGGUUUUGAACGACAAAGAGCUACAAGCCUGGUGGACCGAAACUGUACAGAAGGGGCACGAGGACAAGAAAGACGAGCCCUGGUGGCCUAAAAUGACCUCUCGCCAGGUCCUAAUCGAGACCUGCACAACCAUCAUCUGGAUCUCAUCAGCCCUCCACGCCGCCGUCAAUUUCGGCCAAUAUUCCUACGCAGGCUACAACCCCUGUCGCCCAACGCUGAGCCGCAGGUUCAUGCCGGAGCCCGGGACGCCCGAGUACGCGGAACUGGAAACCAACCCGGAUAAGGCGUUCCUGGAAACCAUCACUGCCCAGUUCCAAACCCUGCUGGGGAUUUCCCUGAUUGAGAUCCUGUCCAGGCACGCAUCCGAUGAGAUUUACCUUGGGCAAAGAGAGCACCCUGAGUGGACCAGUGACAAACACGUGUUGGACGCGUUUGAGAGAUUUGGGAAGAAACUGGCCGCCAUUGAGGACCGUAUACUUGCCAUGAAUGAUGAUCAGAAGUGGAGGAACAGGACCGGGCCUGUUCAGGUCCCGUAUACUUUGCUAUUCCCUACAAGUGAAGGAGGGCUCACCGGAAGAGGAAUUCCUAACAGCAUCUCUAUAUAAUUCUUUCUUUCCAAAUAUCUAUGCUCUUAAUCUUUGUAUUCCAAUAAAUUGUAUGUUUAAUUCUGCAUAUUUCUUGCUUUCCUUUUUCCUGCAAUGUACUUCAUCAUCAUUAUAAUAAAAAGAGGCUUUCCUUCCAAAA